GUUGCUAUGGCGGCGGGCGGCCUCAGCGGCCUGGUGGCCGCGCUGGAGGCCUACCGAGGCCGGGACCGGGUGGUCCGUGCGCUCUGCUAUGGCUGUCAGCUGGCGGGCGGGGCGCUGGCCGGGCCGCGGACCCCACCAUCAGGGCUGCCCGGGAGCCUCUUGGCCGUGUCGGCUCAGCUGAACGCCGCCCGCACAACCCUGCGCCUUUUUGACGACUUAGCCAUGCUCAGCUACAGCUGCAGCUACGGGCUGGGCCCCAAGGACGAGGAUGGGCUGGUGCGGGGGCUGUCGGUGCUCAACAACGUGGCCGACCAGCUCUACUUCCCCUGCGAGCACGUCGCCUGGGCGGCUGACGCCGGCGUCCUCCGCGUUGGCUCUCAGAAAUGGUGGACUCUGAGCACAGCCCUGUGGGCCUCCUCCCUGCUCCUGGGCAUCCUGCGAUCCCUGAGAAUCUUGUUCCAGUUAAGACGAAAGCUGAGGCAGCACAAGGGGAGUGCCUCCUCGCCUCUGAGUCAAAAGGAGACGAAAGCCCGAGUGAAGGCUGAAGUUCUGAGCAUCCUCUCACGUCUGGCAGAUCUCUCCAACGCAAUCCACUGGCUGCCUCCAGGGUUUCUUUGGGCUGGACGUUUUCCUCCAUGGUUAGUAGGUCUUCUGGGGACCAUUUCUUCCCUGAUUAAUAUCUACCAGGCGUCUCGAAGAGGGAAUUCUGAAGCCGUAUAAACCAUAAUUAAGCUUCAGGAGCCCAAAUUUUUACACGGUAAAAAUGCCUUUAGUGAGGCAGGGUGUACGUACCCCUGGUGUUGAUGAUUGUGAUUCCACACGUCCUGUAAUUGGGACUGUAAGUCAAGAUGUUUAUCACAGAGAGGAUUGUUUGCGGUUAACGAUUUUGACCACUCUUCAUCAGAGAAAUCUUUCAGGCGAAUCCUCUGGAAAAAUCGAGAAAAUCUCCUAGGAUUGGUAAAAUAGAAGGGGGGAAAAAAAGUCACUUCCAUCCUUCCUUCCUUCCUGCCAAAAGACAAAUGCAACCCUCCAGUCUUCGCUGUCACUUAAAAGCGCACAAAGCCAGCGUUGGGCAGAGGAACGGCCGCGGUUCCGUCACACAAAAAGUCUACGGGAUGGAUCCUGCAAAUUCCAGCUCAGUGCCUCUUCUGACCCAGGAAAUCCUGGAGGUGUCUCCCUCAAGGUGUUUGGGUGUUUGAGCCCGGAGCAGAUGCCCCAAGCGCGGCUGAGAGGGAGGCUCCUUGGGUUAUUUUGGUUGUGAGGGUUGUUUUUCUCUAGAAAGAAGCAGCGGGUGCGAGCGGUGCCUCGCGGAGCUUUCUUCUGGUCUGUACCACUCAUUUUAGGAGAAAUACUGGAAAGCUGAAACUUCCCAGUAAAACCAGUAGCAGCGCUGAGCCUCCAGCUGUGCCUUUAUGGAAUGCCACCGGGUGGAGCUCUUCCACCAGGCUCUGGCAGAAGCCAACGGACUGAUCUUUUUUUUUUUUUAAAUAAAAAAAAAAAAGUAGCAAUUUUCUUAAUCACCUUUCAAAGGACCAUUAAAGUGACGCCAGGAUGAGUUUUACGGUUCUGUUUCUAGGCGGUGCCAAUAAUAAAGGAGACGAAUGCUUCAAA
This is a messenger RNA of Calidris pugnax (ruff), 1611 nucleotides long. It is a transcript of the gene PEX11G, whose product is annotated as peroxisomal biogenesis factor 11 gamma. Gene Ontology annotation, biological process: peroxisome fission. NCBI's taxonomy places the organism in Eukaryota, Metazoa, Chordata, Aves, Charadriiformes, Scolopacidae. The record is from RefSeq and is a predicted model, not a curated record. The coding region runs from base 7 to 720 and encodes 237 amino acids. Gene Ontology annotation, cellular component: peroxisomal membrane. The transcript has 5 exons.